GCAACCUCGCCUUUGCCACGCUGCAGAUCAUGUUGUCUACUGCGACUUCCAGUAACCUCAACAACGCUGCCUCUAGUGCCAAGCCUGAGGUAGACUCUACUGCUAAUAGUGAGAUUCAGUCAGAAACCUCACCUGUCUCAACAUCGCAGACCACUCCAUUAGCCAGUGAUGGAGAACCUGAACAAAAUGAAAAUAUUAUAACUGAAGCUAUGAAGCAAGAGGAGGAGGAACUUGCCAAAGCAACUGAGGAAGAAGAACAGUCUGUCCUAGCAAAGGCCAAGCAAGAAUUUGACGCUAACGUCCGGGAUAACCGUCUCAAAAGUCUUCACUUCUUGCUCGAGCAGUCAUCUGCUUAUGCCACUAUAUUGGGGCAGAGAAUGGAAAAGCAAAAGGAGGAGGCCAAAGAAAGAGCUUCCAAGACAAACGCGAAACCAGAUAAAGAGCCAGUACAACCCACCUUAGAGCAAUCAACUAAUGCUAGAACAACUAGAAGCGGUGAAAAGGCUGUUACCGCCGCACCCACCAAGACUCGUAAAGGCGCGAAUACAGACGCCAAAAAACGAAAGGCAAAGGAAGAUGGGUAUAAUCUGGAAGACUAUAUUGAUACUGAAGACCUCAAGCGAAGAAAAGUCGGAGAGAAGAACAUUGAUGAAGCCAUCCAAGAAGACCAUAAAGCUGCCAAGGAUGCUGAUGAGCAACGAACAAAGCCAUCCGCCUCUGCCCAACAGCCGGCUCUGGUCACUGGAGGUAUUUUGCGCGACUAUCAAUUGGCAGGUGUAGAGUGGUUGAUUACGUUGUGGGAGAACGGAUUGAAUGGAAUUCUAGCAGAUGAAAUGGGUUUAGGAAAGACUCUCCAAACGAUUGCAUUCAUCGCACAUCUUAAAGCUAUGAAUGUCGCUGGACCCUACCUUAUUUGCACACCUCUUUCCACCUUGGCUAAUUGGGUACAAGAGUUCCACAGAUUCACUCCUGGUAUCAAUGUACUUUUGUAUCACGGUACCAAAGAAGAAAGAUUGCAUAUGAUUAAUCGAAAGCUUCAACCAAAGAAGCAAAUGCAGCAAGACUUUCCAAUUGUCGUCACCAGCUACGAAAUUGUCAUGAAUGAUCGCAAAUUUCUGCAAAAGUAUUCCUGGAAGUACAUUGUUGUCGAUGAAGGUCACAGAAUCAAGAACCUGAACUGCAGGUUGAUUCAUGAAUUGAAGAGCUUCAAGAGCGCCAACCGCUUGCUUCUAACCGGAACACCACUGCAAAAUAGUUUGGCGGAGUUGUGGAGUCUACUUAAUUUCUUACUACCUGAGAUUUUUAACGAUUUGGAUACCUUCCAAUCAUGGUUCGAUUUCUCGGACAUGAGCAAACAAAGUGGACGCGACAGAAUCAUGAAAGAAGAAGAAGAAGAUAAAGUAGUGACCAAACUUCACAUGAUCUUAAGACCAUUCCUGCUUCGACGUCUAAAAAUUGAUGUGGAAAAAUCUCUGCCCAGGAAGAAGGAAUAUUUAUUGUACGCUCCGCUUACAAAGCCACAAAAAGAACUGUAUGAUGCCAUCAUCCGUCGCGAUUUGCGUAAACAUCUUGUGGCGCAAAUGACCGAUACAAGUGUCAAUAACAAGGAGGAAGAAUCGGAAAUGUUGGAUGAAACGAAUGGACCAAGGCGAUCCAGGAGAGGAAACCAAACUACAAGCUACAAAGAUGUUGGAGAUAGAGAUUUCUUUAGUGGGAAAGAAAACAAGCAAGGCGAAUCAGUGGUUGACAACGCAACACUUGGCAAGAAGCAUGAGCUAUCCACCGUCCUUAAGCAAGUCAACGGUUUGCACUUGCAGAACAUUGUUAUGCAAUUGCGUAAAGUGUGCAAUCAUCCAUUCCUGUUCGACUGGCCCAUCGACCGAGCUACCAACCAACCUGUUCUGAGCGAUGAACUUGCUGCUCAAUCUGGAAAGGUGCUUUUGCUGGACCGAUUAUUGACAGCUCUCUUUGAGCGCGAUCACAAGGUGCUGGUGUUCUCACAAAUGACCAAAAUGCUGGACAUCUUGGAAGAUUGGGCAACCGAACUCAAGGGUUGGCCAAUUUGUCGAUUGGACGGAAGCGUUUCUCAGGAAGAACGUCGUCAACAGAUCGCCCACUUUAAUGACCCCGAAAGCAAUGUUCGUCUCUUCUUACUGUCGACUCGCGCAGGUGGUUUGGGAAUCAACCUCACUGCUGCCGAUACUGUUGUCAUCUUUGACAGCGACUGGAAUCCUCAAAUGGAUCUUCAAGCACAAGACAGAGUGCAUCGUAUCGGACAGACUAAACCUGUACUUAUCUAUAGAUUUGUGGCUGCUAACACUGUUGAAGCCAAGAUAUUAGAACGUGCAACUGCAAAGAGACGUCUUGAAAAGCUCGUGAUUCACAGCAGCAAAUUCAGAGCACCCGUGGCCUCCUUGACACCUUCCGAGAAGAGGGAACGUGAAACAUCAUUACGAGAACUGGCUGAUAUUUUAGCAUCUGAAGACGGCGAACAAGUGCAAAUUGUCGCUCAAGGGGAUAAGGUCAUUUCUGAUGAAGAUCUCGAGAAACUCUUGGAUCGUAGGGAAAGCGUCUUCCACGGUGAGAGCUCAACUGAGACUGGCCAAUUUAGAGAAAUUGAUACAAGCGAAUCACGCGAUACCAAGAACGAGAUACUAGCCACAAGGGUGUAAUAGUCCGUAUCAUUCUAUGUUUCUCGAUCAUUUCUUUUUAUUCGUCCAUUGAUUAUUUGCUGCAUUUUCCAUCAUAACAAGUUUUUUCUUUUCUUUGCCCCCAAUUUAACUCAUACAAACAACGAAGAAUGAAUAAAGAGUGCUUUAUAUCUAUUUACACCUAU
Molecule: messenger RNA, 2836 nt
Organism: Umbelopsis ramanniana AG
Lineage: Eukaryota; Fungi; Mucoromycota; Umbelopsidomycetes; Umbelopsidales; Umbelopsidaceae
Exons: 6
Coding region: 30-2672 (880 amino acids)
Biological process (GO): pericentric heterochromatin formation; DNA methylation-dependent constitutive heterochromatin formation; lymphocyte proliferation
Cellular component (GO): pericentric heterochromatin; nucleus
Molecular function (GO): ATP-dependent chromatin remodeler activity; ATP binding; chromatin binding
Source: RefSeq, a predicted model, not a curated record